Ambispora leptoticha is the source of this 1773-nucleotide messenger RNA. Lineage: Eukaryota; Fungi; Glomeromycota; Glomeromycetes; Archaeosporales; Ambisporaceae. The record is from the annotation of a GenBank genome assembly.
AUGCGCACUGGUAAAACCCCCAUUGCUUUAAUGGUUUUCAGUAAACUUCCAGAUACCUUCAAAACUGACAGUUCUCAAUUCAAAAAAUUAAAGAAAAAAAAAGGAACUAAUAAUAAUUAUUGCGUUAUUAUUGAUGAAGCUCAUUUCCUCCGUAACCAUCAAUCGCAACAAAGUAAAAGCGCCUACUUAUUAAAGGAUGCUCAAUACAAAAUGGUACUCACUGGAACUCCAGUAGUUAAUCACCAUACUGACAUUUUUGAAGAAUAUUUUUAUGUUCGCAAGUUGGAAUUUAAAAAGGGUAAAAAUAAGUUUCUCAUUCGGCAAGUUAAAGACUUUAAAAAUGAACGAAAAAAGCAAAUAUUACAAAGAGAAGUCAGCCAAUUUUCAGUAAAUAGAAGACAAAAAGAUGUUUUGCCUUGCGAAUACCAACCUCUUGAAGUUUUAGCCAAACUAAAAACUUUGACACUUUAUCCACCUGCUUUAGGAUUUAAACAAAGUUUAGGAGUUAACGAAACUUUUUUAGAGCCUCUAUCCCAAAUAUUAAAAACUCAAAAAAUAUCAACGGGCUUAAUUAUUGGUCAAACUAACUACCAAGAAAAAGAAAAAUAUAUUCAGCAAUUUCAAAACAGCGAGUUAAAAAUUUUGCUUUGUAAUCUACAAACUGCUGGAGUGGGAUUAAAUUUGAGUCGAGCUGAAACUAUUAUUUUUGCUGAUCGUAGUUAUUCUCCAGCAGACAACGAGCAAGCCGAAGCUCGUUUUUUACCAACUAGUAGCGAAGAAACUCCCCGAACAGUUAAUCAAUAUGGAGAUAGAGAAAUCAGCACCAGUGUGAUUACUAAUUUUUUUCGUGAGAAUUUAAGUAAAUACGAACCUGCUACAUUGAGAAGUAAACGCAAUGCUUUGGCUUCUUAUAAUUUAGAAAAGUUAAAAAAGGCUAAUACUAAGACUGAUAAUCAAACUAACGAACGCAAUAAUUUAAUCUUAGACUUUUUAUUCUAUACUGGUUUAAGAGUAAAUGAAUUAAUAAACCUAAGACAUAGUGAUUAUGUUAAUGAACAGUUAAGAAUACAUGGCAAGGGUAAUAAAAUAAGGUUUGUUUUACUUCCUGAUUUUCUAACUAAAAACUUUGAUCCUUAUUCAAAAAAUUAUCUUUUUCUGACUCGCAAUGGUAAGCAACUCACCAAAGGACAAAUUAGGAGAAAUAUAAAGAGAAAAGCACGUCAGGCUGGUAUUCUCAAAAAUAUUAGUCCUCAUUCUUUUAGGAGAAGUUUAGCGACUAAUUUAUACAAUAGUGGAGGUAAAUUAGAAACCAUUCAGAAGCAAUUAGGUCAUGCUAGUUUGGAUACUACUUUGGGAUAUAUUCAUAAUGAUUAUCAAACUUUGUAUGCUGAUUAUAUAGUAGACGGCAUUAGAAAAGAGUUAACUAAUCCAUAUUUUCCUUAUAAAAAUGUUGGUUUAAGUCCUAAUGCUACCCCUUUGGAAAAAAAUAAAUACGAUAUUUGCCAAAAGAUAUUAGCUUAUAAGCAAGAUCAUAAAUUAACUACGGAAAAAGUGGCCAAAAGUAUUCAAUUAACUACUCCGGAAACUGAGGACAUUUUGUUUGCUCGGAUUGAUAAAUUUACUUUGGAUCGUCUAGUUUCUUAUGCCACUAAUUUAGGAAUAUUUUUACAGGUUAAAGAAAUAAAUGAUAAUUCUCGUUCAAUUUCUAAUAAUCUGCGAAGUAUUUCCUUUUCUCACAAAAAUUCUAAUAGUCGUUCAAGAAAACACCUUUAA